UUUUUGUGUACGUGGUGUGCGUGUUUCUGUUUAUGGCGGCUGAAUGACUUCACGUUAUUUACUUAGUAAUAAACCCGGGUUAUAAGUGCGGGCUGUUUCAGCUAGGUUGUUUCUGAGUCGCUUCCGGCCUCAGUGGACUCGCGGUCUUGUGUCGCAUCUGUAGCUCCACGGCUGUGACAGUGUUGAUAAAAUCGGGCGGACAGACAGACAGUCAGUCAUGUGUUCAGUAAUCGGCAGACUGAAACCAAUUCCUCGUGUCCUGGCUGUCACACUUCGCCUGCUGCGAACAAACCCUACUGCAGCUUGUGGAAGGAGCGUCUGUCCUGUUAUGGCUAACUUUGACUCGCUCCCCAGAACCUACUGCUCCGGAACAUCGCCGGGACAAGGACUUUUCUUCAGACAGCUUUUUGAGACUGAGAGCAGCACCUACACCUACCUGCUGGCAGACACAGAGACCAAGGAGGCAGUCCUAAUAGACCCUGUGUUGGAGACAAUUGAAAGGGACCUGACCCUCAUAAAUGAGCUGCGGCUCACCUUGAAACUGGCAGUAAACACUCACUGCCAUGCCGACCACAUUACAAGCACCGGGCUGAUGAAGAAAAGGCUGGCUGGGUUAAAAAGUGCCAUCUCCAAAUUCAGUGGUGCCUCUGCAGAUGUUCUGCUCUCAGAAGGAGACAAGAUCACAUUUGGGAAACAUUGUCUGACAGUGAGGGAGACACCGGGACACACAGACGGAUGCGUGACACUGGUGUCUGGGGAUGACAGGAUGGCUUUCACUGGGGACGCCCUGCUCAUCAGAGGCUGUGGCCGGACAGACUUUCAGCAAGGUAGUGCUGAGAAACUCUACGAGUCAAUCCAUAAGAAGAUCUUCACCCUGCCUGACCAGUGUCUCAUCUAUCCAGCACAUGACUACAAAGGUCAGACAGUGUCAACUGUUGGUGAGGAGCGCAAGUUCAACCCCCGGUUGACUAAAAGCUUGGAGGAAUUUGUGGACAUCAUGAACAAUCUCAAUCUUCCCAAACCUCACAAGAUGGAUAUUGCAGUGCCUGCCAAUCUGGUUUGUGGAGUACAUGAAGUUUGACUGUCAAACAAGAAAAUUUUGCUCUAAUCAACCACUGUACACAGAAACGUGAUUAAGUGCAAGCUGCUUUGCUGUUUCAAUUUAUUUAGUUUAUAUAGUGCUAAAUCACAGCAAAGCUGCCUCAAGGCGCUUCACACAAGUAAGGUCUAACCUUACCAACCGCUAUAUGUUGGAUUCAUUUUUAAAAUUGUUUUGAAGUGUAGGUACCACAAUUAGUCCUGUUAGAAGUAAGCAAUAAGGAAAAUGUGAAGAAAUGACCAUGGGAGUACUUGGAUGUUAUGAUUCUUUAUUCAGUUAUGCCAUGAAUUACACAAUCACACAUUGAUGAGAAGGAAGGCUGUUCCACAAAAAAAAAAACAAAGCUGUUCCACUUGAGGAUUUGUUUUUCUGUUCAGUAACUCUUGAUUAAGACAACUGAGUUGCUUUCUGACUUUCCUGUGAUUCUGGAUUCCUCUAGCCAAGGUGGUAUAUACACACACACACACACACACACACACACACACACACACACACAGUCUUUUUGCAUACCAGCAAAAUGAAAAUAUCCCAUUUGCAUUCAGACUCACUCAUGAAAACAUGUCACAGCUUCUCAUCUGUUUCUCAAGACAUCUAAUAAAAAAAAUUGUUGAUUGAAAUGUGCAUUGUGUCAAUGAGUUAUGAGUGUCCAUGCCAAGUUAAAUCAGCAGAGACUGAUGAUUUGAAGAAAUACUGGAUUGUAGCACUUGACUGACUGACUUUUGGCAGUGACUUCUAAAAUAUUUACAUUAACCUGAUUUGAAAUGAAUCCAGGUAGUCUUUGUUGUCUCUUCUGUUUUCAUGGGAGUGGGUAUUUGGGCCAUAUGGAACACUGGUAGACCUGCUCCAGUGCAGUUAAUCACUGGACACAGUCAUCAGUAGGAACAGAUUCAGAAUUUGCCAUGUACAAUAUUUGUGCAACAUCUGUGCUGUCUAUACUGGACCUUUUGGACUCCACAAUGUGCUUUUGGGAUGUAGGGUAGUUUAAAGGGGGCUUAGAAUAAUGUUUGGGUUGGACCUGGGGAG
Messenger RNA from Thalassophryne amazonica, 2122 nucleotides. RefSeq names its product ETHE1 persulfide dioxygenase (gene ethe1). Gene Ontology annotation, molecular function: sulfur dioxygenase activity. The transcript has 7 exons. The record is from RefSeq and is a predicted model, not a curated record. Gene Ontology annotation, biological process: hydrogen sulfide metabolic process; glutathione metabolic process. The coding region runs from base 218 to 1081 and encodes 287 amino acids. Lineage: Eukaryota; Metazoa; Chordata; Actinopteri; Batrachoidiformes; Batrachoididae.